Messenger RNA from Saccostrea cuccullata (small rock oyster), 1030 nucleotides. RefSeq lists its product as uncharacterized. The record is from RefSeq and is a predicted model, not a curated record. Gene Ontology annotation, cellular component: extracellular region. Bases 27 to 845 code for a protein of 272 amino acids. Lineage: Eukaryota; Metazoa; Mollusca; Bivalvia; Ostreida; Ostreidae. The transcript has a single exon.
GCAAUAAUACAAAAAAAAAGCCAGUGAUGCAAGCUCAGGUUUUGUCUGCCAUUGUGAAUCGAGUAAAAAUAGUGAGGACAAUAAAAUACCGACAGAAGUAUAUAAUCGAUCUGAAACAUGCAGGCGCAGGAAGGGUGUGCGUUUCUGUUUUAAACACAAAAAGCGAUGAUUCCUCUUAUGAGCUAAGAAAUGGCCCAAUACAUAUCUACUCUACUUUUGGGUCCUGUUUCUGUUUUAUCAGUUUAACCAAUUUCGUUCUUUGGGAUGCAUCUAACAGAUCAUGGGCGGGUUCUUAUUCUUCAUGGCCUACGCUACAUGUAGAUGAACUAUCCAGUGGAUACACACCAAAUGGGAUUACAGCGUGUAAAUCAGGUGCCUUUUUAGUUAGUUUCUGGAACCAGCAGGUACAUGACCGCUCACUAGGUAAAGUUCUCAAGUUAUCAAAGAAAGGUCGUAAGCAAUUCGAAAUAGGCACAGACAAAAAUCGUCCCCUUUUUAUCUGCCCGUCCUACAUAACAGAAAACGGCAAUGGAGACAUCUGCGUUUCUGAUGUGAAUGCCGUGGUCGUCACGGACGCCGGGGGCUUUCUCAGAUUCCGUUACACAGGAGCACAAAGUGACCCUCAGUUUGAUCCAUACGGCAUCUGUUGUGAUUCCAAGAAUAACAUCAUUGUAGCGGACAUGGUGAGAAACAGAAUUCACUCGAUUGAUGAAAAUGGUGAACUGCUUCACUACAUUCAGUAUAAAGACAUGAACAUGCCACGAGCUCUCUGUAUAGACGAGCAUGACAACCUGUAUGUCGGGGAAUGGUUGUCUGAAAAAAUCAAAGUACUUUCACUACAAUGACUUAAAAAUUAUUUUAUCCAUAAAAGACUUCUUUUUAACAUUUUUUUCAUAUUAUGUGAUCGUAUUGUAUUGUACAAUUGGAUAAAUAUAUAAUAUUAUGUGCUUAAUAUUUUUAAAGUUCAUUUUAAUAAUUAAGCAUUUUUCUGUAUAUAAGUUGUAAUGUAAAAAUUUGUUAAACAUUUCAA